Spirodela intermedia is the source of this 469-nucleotide messenger RNA. NCBI's taxonomy places the organism in Eukaryota, Viridiplantae, Streptophyta, Magnoliopsida, Alismatales, Araceae. The record is from the annotation of a GenBank genome assembly.
AUGGCGUAUUUUUAUCCUUACCAUUGCGUCCAGAGAUAUCACGCACAGUCUAAAAACCCGAAUUAUCUUCCCCCCAGCUCCCGCCUCAUAUUAUAGGUGAAACUUCCUAGUGAUACAAGUUGACAGCGUACAACAAGGAUGAUCAUUACGCUUAUGAUAACGGCGACGGCAACGACGGUGAAUAAACACGAACAUUUCUCUGCGGAAACAGUCAUAUGUUUCAAACAAGACGAAUGCAAGUGCAUUCGGUGAUGUAACUAUCAUGUCCCUUCGGUGAUGAUCCAUAGCCCCUUACUUUCAGAUUUCAGAAUGAAGAUUUCCACGGCAAGGUGCAAGAAAAUCAAAGUGAUAAAAACAUCCAACACGGUCAAACCUUUCCAACGAAGUGGAGCUUCUACACAUGAGGCAAUGGCCGAAGAAGGAUGAGGACAGCAUCUACGAGUGCCCAAACUCACCUUCCAGUCGAUAG